Messenger RNA from Oppiella nova, 474 nucleotides. The record is from the annotation of a GenBank genome assembly. NCBI's taxonomy places the organism in Eukaryota, Metazoa, Arthropoda, Arachnida, Sarcoptiformes, Oppiidae.
GACGAGGACACCGCUCGCCAUAAGAGAUACUCCGCCCACCAGUCGGUGUCCGUCGAUAGCGACGGGGUUACCAUCGAUGACAGUCUGCGGCACACGUUUUGGUUCAUUCAGAUAUCAGAUCUUCAUCUGAGCGUCCAUUUUGGGCCGAAACGAGCGCCAGAUUUGGAACAGUUCUGCAGAGAGUACAUCGAUAUCAUGAAACCAUCCGUAGUGUUGGCCACCGGCGACCUGACAGACGCCCGGACACGCGAUCCCAUGGGUUCCCGUGUUUUCGAGGAGGAAUGGCUUAUGUAUUGGAAUGCCUUGAAUAAGACUAAUGUCACCACAAAGACUAUAUGGCUGGACAUCAAAGGCAAUCAUGACAACUUCAAUGUCUACGGCUGGAACAGUCCCAACAACUUCUUCCAGAAGUACUCCAUCAGAGGUCCAAACACUACCCGUUCCUAUAGGUAUAGCUUAAGACACGACACCGAG